CCUCUGUGUUCAAGUUUUAAUUACCAAAUCUUUUACUGCUGCUGUUAUUCGUUAGUCAGUGAAAGAUGGCUACAGUCAAUGAUUCAUUUCCUGGGAAUAAUCCAGGCCCACUAGACUGUAACAUGACACUUAAUCUGGAUUAUGAUACUGGGCUGGCUGCAUUAUGUGUGACGCUUGGAUUAUUCGGCCUACUAUAUACUUUUGUUGGUUAUCGUUGCUUCAAAGCGGUUAUGUUUCUAAGUGGAUUAAUAUUUGGUGGAACAGUCGUUUUCGUUUUGUGCCAAGAAGAACGAAUAUUGCAACAUACACUUUCGUUUGGUGCUAUUGUUGGUAUUUCUGUUGGCAUUGGUGUAUUGUGUGGUUUUAUAACAAUGCUUGUUAGAUAUGCUGGCUUAUUUUUACAAGGAUUCUUUUUAGGCCUGCUUGUGGCCAUUGGUGCAAUCAUAGCUUUACAAAAGUUCUACCAUCCUUCUACACCAUGGAUUCCCGUUGGAAUUUUGUUUGGAACUGGAAUUAUUUUUGCUCUGUUGACAUUAAAAUGGCAGAAACAGUUUAUUUUACUCAGUACUGCUGUUAUGGGUGCUGCACUUAUUUGUGUUUGUCUCGAAUAUUUUAUGGAAAAGUUUUUAUUAUUAAGAUAUAUAUGGGAAGCAUUAAUGGCUUCAUCGUCUACAGAUGUCUGCUGGUAUUCAUGGGUUAUUUUAGGAAUUUGGCCAAUUCUUGCAUGUAAGUCAUAAUAUUGAUUAAUUUGG
Styela clava is the source of this 752-nucleotide messenger RNA. NCBI's taxonomy places the organism in Eukaryota, Metazoa, Chordata, Ascidiacea, Stolidobranchia, Styelidae. The record is from RefSeq and is a predicted model, not a curated record.